GAACGAUCUUGCACUUUUUGGGCACACACUGUCAUCAUGGUUGCAACACUUGUAGCUGAUCCGUCAAAUAGUCUCAAUAAUGAUAUUGACGGGAUGGAUGUCGAUCAAAAUGGAGCUCCAGAUGUCGAACAAGAGGAAUCAAUCAAAGGAAUCAUCUAUCCACCACCUGAAGUGCGCAAAAUUGUUGAUAAAACAGCUGAUUUCGUAGCACGAAAAGGCCCAACCCUUGAAGAUCGAAUUCGAGAAAAUGAACGACACAACCCUCGGUUUUGCUUUUUGAAUCCCAACGAUCCUUACCAUGCUUACUACCAGUUACGAAUAACGCAAACUAAGGAAGGAAAGACAACCAAAGCUGGUGUCAAGCACGAUGAAGAGGUGAAGCCAGAGGAGGACGAGGCUCAAGAGGCACCCAAAGAGCCAUCGAAGUUUGAGUUUUCUUCCGACAUGCCAACUAUGUCUGCUCAAGACUUAGACAUCAUCAAGCACACUGCACAGUUCGUUGCGCGCAAUGGUUCACGAUUUAUGAGUCAGCUCGCUCAGAGAGAAUCCAGAAAUUAUCAAUUCGACUUUUUACGACCAUCUCACAGCUUGUUCAAUUACUUCACGAGCCUUGUCACGCAGUAUACUCAACUGCUUGUACCACCCAAAGACAUAAAGGAGCGAUUGAAGAAGAACGUCGAUAGCAAAUAUGAUGUACUUGAGCGAGUCAAGGCUAGAGUAGAGUGGAUUGCUUGGGUUGAAGCUGAGAAGAAGAAACAACAAGAUGCAGAUGAAAAGGAGAGAGCUGCCUAUGCUGCCAUUGAUUGGCAUGACUUUGUCAUUGUUGAAACUGUAGAAUUUACGCAAGACGACGAAAAAUUGAACCUUCCCCCACCGAUGAGCUUAUCAGAAUUAGAAAACAUGUCAUUAGAGCAGAAGAGGCUUGCUGCCAUAGCGGAAACAAAUCAACAAUUGGAGCAAACACAGGAAGCUAAUGACGAAAUGGAGAUUGAAGAAGUCGAUAUGCAAGAUGAUGAUGAUGAUGAAGAAAUGCCUCAGCAAGCAGCUGUACAGGACAUCAGAAUCUCAGAUACCACUGGCCCGAUUAAGAUCCGUACAGAUUACAGACCCAAAGUGGGAUCGACCACACGACAAGUCAAUGAGCAGACAGGAAUAUGUCCCAGAUGUGGACAAGCCAUUCCAAUGUCAGAAAUGGAUGAGCAUAUGCGUAUCGAACUUUUGGAUAGCAAAUGGAAGGAACAGAAGCAAGCUGCAGAAGCCAAACUUCGAGACAGUAAUUUGUUGCAAGAAGGAACUGACGUUGCUAAAAUCUUGAAGAACUUUUCUGGCUAUCGUUCCGAUAUUUUUGGUUCUGAAGAAACUGAAAUCGGAAAGAAGGUUGGAAAUGAAGAAGCCAGAGAGAAGGAGAAGGUUGUCUGGGAUGGCCAUACUGCUUCUAUCAACCUUGCAUCACAGAGAGCAGCUCAAGGCGCUACUAUUGAGGAACAAAUUGCAGCCAUUCAUCGCGCAAAGGGUCUUACUGGUGACAGCGCAAGUUCUAUAGGUCCGCAGGCAACUGCGAAGUCAGAAGUGCCACAACAGCAGAUGCCUCCUUCUGGUAUGGCUGGUGCAUCCAUUUCCAGAGAACCGCAACCACCCACGAGCAACUUCCAAUCUUCUGCAAUGCCACCUCAAGCUUACAGCCAAUAUCCGCCAUUACCACCACAAGCCGUGCCCAAUUCUCGGCUGUUCGCUAAUCAAAUUCCUGGCUAUGGCAUGCCACCUGCUGCUAUGAGCCCUAUUCCACCACCUCAACCUGGGAGCGGCUAUGAAGUAGGAGCUACCCGCAAAGCAGACGAGGAAAGUGCAGAAGCUCCUGGAGCUAAGAAACCGAGAAAUGAUGGUGUUCCAUUGGCUGAAGACGAAUGGCUAGCACAACAUCCGGAUCCUAUUGCUCUCACUGUUCAAACACCAACUCUCCCAGAAUACAAGCUUACUGGGGAAACUAUAACCAUCGAUGACCUGCCACUCACCACUUUGGUUUCUACAUUGAAAAACCGCAUCGCUGAUAAAGUGGGCAUGCCAUAUGGUAAACAGAAGCUUUCCGUUGGCGGCGUAGGAACUGUCAUGAACAAUUCCAAGAGUCUUGCAUUCUACAAUUUCCAACAAGGCAGUACCAUCGUUCUCGGGCUUAAAGACAAGGGUAAAAAAUAAAGGUACCUUGGGAAACGAUUUCAGCGGAGUUCUGAAGUAUAAUCGUACGUGGAUUCUUUGAAAGCUGCUGAGAAAGAAACAAUUGAAAAUGAAUUGGGUCUCAGUCAUUGUCACAUUCUCCAAUACUCACUAUAAUAAAAUCAUUUUUCUAUAAAUCCUUCAUAUAAGAAACUUGAAAA
Umbelopsis ramanniana AG is the source of this 2372-nucleotide messenger RNA. RefSeq lists its product as uncharacterized. The record is from RefSeq and is a predicted model, not a curated record. Gene Ontology annotation, molecular function: protein binding; RNA binding. Lineage: Eukaryota; Fungi; Mucoromycota; Umbelopsidomycetes; Umbelopsidales; Umbelopsidaceae. Gene Ontology annotation, biological process: regulation of alternative mRNA splicing, via spliceosome; mRNA cis splicing, via spliceosome. Bases 37 to 2193 code for a protein of 718 amino acids. Gene Ontology annotation, cellular component: catalytic step 2 spliceosome; U2 snRNP; U2-type prespliceosome. The transcript has 8 exons.